AUGCCUGCCCCCCGCACCCCGCCGCACCCCACCCACUCCCCGUCGCACCACCACCGCCGCCAGAGCCACGGACAGGAGGCGCACAAUGUCCUCGACACCGCUCCGAUACAGAAUAACAAGGGAAAAGGACGAGCGGAACCUCUGGAUAUAAACCUGGAGGGAGAUCAUGGAGAGGGGCAACCGAGGAGCUCUGAGCCCAUGUCUGUCCUCCUGGACGAAGCACUCCAUACAUCCCUCUCGCCACCUUCCUCAUCUCUCGCUUCGAGCCUCGAGUCCGCCUCGCCUUUCGCCAAAGACGCCCACUCUCCUAUACCCGAGCCCCCACAAGCCCACUAUCCUCCCACUCUUCGCCCCAGUCAUCCUCGUAUGUUAUCCCAAGUGCAACUUGCGAGGCAAACAUUACCGACAACGAGUAUGACGUAUUCCGGUUCAUUCGACGACCAGCCCAAUGGACGACAGAGAUCAUCCUCUGCAAGCCUGGUAGCAGGUCUGGGAAGGAGUUCUGGGGAAGGAGAGAGUUCAAGCGGGUGGCAAAGGGCUCGAGCGACGACUGCAUUGUCGGACGACCCAUUUCCUGAUCUGGAUCCUUCCACCGGGCUGCCUGUAGAGUUGUCUCCCAGGAGAAGAGGGUCGGACGUAUCAGAUGCCCCUUCGCUGCAUCUACAGCGGACCAUCACAGAUCUUCUCUCGGCGCCUUCCAAAUCGUCCUCCAGCAAGAGUAGUUUCAUGCCGUCUUUGCCCAAUCUCUCUCUCCCUAGGGUAUCAUUACCUUCUACCCCCAGCUUUGACUUUACCGGGAAAGGCAAAGGUAAAGACAAGGAGUUUUCUACGACUGCUGCUCAGGAUGAUUGGGGCACCUGGGCGACCGGCUGGUGGUCAGGAAACAAAGGAAAGGUAGACACCAUGAUGAGUGAUGAAGACAAGGCCGACACUGUGGAAGAGGAGAAGGCCAAGCUGAGGAAGAAAUAUCGCACUCCUAAAAACCCGAUCGUGUUCUGCCAUGGUCUCCUCGGAUUCGACUAUCUCGGUCCUGCCAGUCUGCCUCCGCUUCAAAUAUCACAUUGGAGGGGAAUACGAGAGGUCCUAGAGUCCAACGGCUGCGAGGUUCUUGUAGCUCGAGUCCCGGCCACUUCGUCUGUCAAAGAUCGUGCCACCAUCCUCGCCGAGGUCAUUUCUGAAAAGUUCCCUGGUCGCGAAGUCAACCUCAUCGGGCACAGCAUGGGCGGUCUGGAUUGUCGCUAUCUCGUUUCCCAAAUCCAACCAAAGACUUUCAACCCCGUCUCCCUCACCACAAUAUCUUCCCCGCAUCGCGGUUCGCCCUUUGCAGACUACCUGAUCGACAACGUGAUCGGGCGAAGCAACCUCCCUUCUCUCCUAGGCAUGCUGGAAGCUAUGCGGCUGCCCCAAUCUGGCGACGGUACCGCUUUCAGUGCGCUCGGUACACAUUCAAUGCGAGAAUUCAACGCCGAAGUGAUCGACUCUCCUUCUGUGAAAUACUACUCCUGGGGCGCAUCCUUCGACCCCGGGCUUAUCGACACCUUCAAAUGGCCCCAUUCCAUCAUUCUUGGCAAAGAAGGUGCCAACGACGGUUUGGUCUCGGUCAAGAGUGCGAAAUGGGGCGAGUACAGGGGUACGUUGGUAGGGGUGAAUCAUCUGGAUUUGGUGGGAUGGGUGAAUACUAUGAGGUAUGCGGUGGCGGGAUGGUCGGGAAAGCCUAUUGCUUUCAAACCGGCCACGUUCUAUCUAGAGGUGGCGGAUUAUCUGGCAGAACAAGGGUUCUGA
Molecule: messenger RNA, 1782 nt
Organism: Cryptococcus wingfieldii CBS 7118
Lineage: Eukaryota; Fungi; Basidiomycota; Tremellomycetes; Tremellales; Cryptococcaceae
Product: triacylglycerol lipase
Exons: 5
Coding region: 1-1782 (593 amino acids)
Molecular function (GO): triacylglycerol lipase activity
Source: RefSeq, a predicted model, not a curated record